AAAUAAUUUUAUUUUGAGUCUGGAGGUUAUUUUAGAAACUCACAGGUUUUUUGUUUCUGUCGGAAUCGGUCCGUAAGCGGUCCUUCUGCUUCCGUGUCUGGGAGGAGAGCAGCGGUGUGAUUUCAGAGUAGGCUUUUUUAUCUGUCAAAAUGCAGGACCCGAAUGAAGACACAGAGUGGAAUGAUAUCCUGAGGAAAAAAGGCAUUCUUCCUCCCAAAGAGGAACCUAAAAAUGAUGAAGAGGAGGAGCUGGCCCUUCAGCAGCAGUCUGUUGUUAAAACGUAUGAGGACAUGACACUGGAAGAACUGGAGGAGAAUGAAGAUGAGUUUGGUGAAGAAGAUGAGGCCGCCAUUGAGAUGUACAGACAGAAGCGUCUCGCGGAGUGGAAGGCAGCUCAGAUGAAGAAUGCGUUUGGGGAGGUGGUCGAAAUCUCAGGGCAGGACUACGUCAAGGAGGUCAACAAGGCCGGAGAUGGCAUCUGGGUGGUGCUGCAUCUCUACAAACAGGGCAUCCCUCUGUGUUCCCUCAUCAACCAGCACCUGAGUAUGCUGGCCAGGAAGUUCCCUCAGACCAAGUUCCUCAAGUCCAUCUCCACCACAUGCAUCCCUAACUACCCUGACCACAAUCUGCCCACCAUCUUCGUCUAUUUUGAGGGAGAGAUGAAGGCCCAGUUCAUUGGUCCAUUGGUGUUUGGGGGCAUGAACCUCAAAGUUGAAGAGCUGGAGUGGAGGUUAUCAGAGAGCGGGGCUGUGAAGACAGACCUGGAGGAAAAUCCCAAGAAGCAAAUCGAAGACAAGCUAAUGUCAUCGAUCAGAUGUUCGCUCCCUACACGAAAGGACAGUGACUCUGAGGAUGAGGACUAUUAGAAAAGGAAAAAAAAACAAAAAACAACAGCUCUCUCCAAACCAGAACGGGCGUGUGGUUGC
This is a messenger RNA of Scatophagus argus, 926 nucleotides long. It is a transcript of the gene pdcl3, whose product is annotated as phosducin-like 3. Lineage: Eukaryota; Metazoa; Chordata; Actinopteri; Scatophagidae. The transcript is spliced from 6 exons. The record is from RefSeq and is a predicted model, not a curated record. Gene Ontology annotation, biological process: protein folding; angiogenesis; positive regulation of gene expression. Bases 150 to 866 code for a protein of 238 amino acids. Gene Ontology annotation, cellular component: cytoplasm.